Mizuhopecten yessoensis (Yesso scallop) is the source of this 2964-nucleotide messenger RNA. RefSeq lists its product as uncharacterized. The transcript has 6 exons. Lineage: Eukaryota; Metazoa; Mollusca; Bivalvia; Pectinida; Pectinidae. The record is from RefSeq and is a predicted model, not a curated record. Bases 208 to 2964 code for a protein of 918 amino acids.
UCAGCUGUGCAUUGUUUACAUUUGACUUGAUUCACGUGUUUAUAGUGUCGAUGUUUUGACCAAGAAACGGAAAUCAAAAUUACCUAUGUUCAACAUAGACAACCGAAACAUUGGUGCUGAAAAUGGCGAACGUCUGUACAGCAUCCUAGGAUUAUUGUCUAGACGCCCAAAUAUCGCUUGGAAAGGUGUGAGUUUUUACUUAGAGAGAUGUCCAUCUUGUUGGACAGUGGAAACACUGAAAACAAACCUCGAUUGUGUGCUACAGAUGGACACAAUAAUCUCCAAAUAAACCAGACAGUUAUAGGAUUUCUAUCCGAGUUCGUCUCAGUAGGCCUACAUCGUGUUCCCUACCCAGGUACUGGCGAAAGUGAAAACAAGGUAACCAGUGCGCACGACGAGGCCCUGAAGACUGUGGGGUACGGCCGACUGGAGAAACCAUGCACCGUCUACUAUAACAAUCCUUUUGAUCCAAGACUAACGUUUGAUGGACUUGGCCAUCUUUUAACUGCCACUGAUACAGUAACAGGUUCCUUGUCAAAGGAGCAGCUAGCACAGAACGUUUUCCUUGCUUUGGAAAACUCUGAUGUGGUGAUGGAUGAUUUGUUCAGUCAAAACCGGAACUUGUACCAGGCUCUGUGCAGCUCCACCGACUUGGGACUCAGUGUCGACCCGAAUAGGUACAAAUUGUUUCCAGAAAUAGACGGAAACGUUUCAGAGGAUGGAUCGGAAGACUGUAAGCGUAUGUUUGAAAAAAUAUGCAGUCACCCGAUCAAGGACCUUUGGACGCACACGCAGGAAGGAACAGAGAGGGUCACGUGCGAUACAGAUCGAAAGCCCGAUUCGCCCGACCAAACAGCUAAAAAGACCCAUACAGCAAACGAGCAUUGUCAGUGUGAAGCAGAAAAAAAUUCGCCCAAGACCCAUAAUCUCCCAGAAAAGAAUCCGCCCAAAAACAAGAUACGCUAUUCCUACAAAAGACUUGAGGGCAAGAAAAAGUCAAGCGUAGAACCAGACCAGAAUGCACUAUAUGACCUUAUUGAACGCGAUAUAGAACAGGUCCUGUCUGAGGAGUCGGACGAGGAAGACCGAGGGAGAAUAUCAGAUUCCAAGGUCACUCCUAUACAUUUGAUGACAGGCGACACUAUGACUGGAGCCAGACUUACAGCGGAACCAAAAUGUCCGAGAGAAGUUACACAAACAGGAGAAGAGGCUACAAAGACAGAGCCUACAUUGUCUGGUACCCGCAAUGCCCAACACAAAGAACCACAUUUCACCACGGCCGAGUUGAAGCACGGAGUGCGUCAAGUGCCUCUAGAUCCUUGUCAAAAUGACCCCGUCCAAACAACUACAACGAAUGAAACUGGAUCAGCUUAUAAAGAGGCAAAGAUCCAGGAAUUCAAGGAGGAGAUGGAAAAAAUUACUUCAAGGAAGGAUGUUCCAAAAACUCUCGUCGUUACGGGAGAUCCACACAUAACGACCCAAAAUAACGCCCCAUCGCAUAUGGAGUAUUCCGAAUUCUCUCUGGACUCGAUAGUAGCGAAGUCUGUGCUGAGGCCGAGCGUGCCAUCGUUUUACCCCGGUUUCAACAAGGGAGGCACAGCCGCCAUUGAGAAUGAGCACAUGUUUGUCAGGAAGACGCAGACGACCGCACACAACCGCGGUACUCGUCCGCCGCCAGGGAUCGGUCAGAAUACAUAUGGAGAUCAGAAUGGUGCACACAACGCUCAGGGACCUCCGAAUUGGGCAAAUACAUCAGCUGCUCCACAGACACAGAAUACGGGGCACGUGGCUACAGGGAACUUUCAAAAUCAUAACACAGCCGCAAUGCGCGACGCUACACAGAAGAUAGACUUCAGGUCAACAUUGAUCAACCCGCGACCAUGUCAUCAACCUGCAAAUGUGAAUAAGUUGCAACUGCAGCCAACUCAUGCGGCGACUGCCGCGUUGUUGAUGGCGAACUGCAUACAACAGUCCUCCGGGAAAGAUGCAGUGUGUAAUCAGCCGCAGCAACCUCUACAAAACAAGCCUCAUAACGAAUUCCUGCCCCCCAUCAGGCUUCAACAGUAUCAGCAGCAAUGCGGUCAUCUCGGUAUGCAGAAUCCGUACCCAGGACAUACAGCGAGGAAUCCACCACCCGGCUUCAACGAUACUACUUAUGCUCCCAUGCGGAAUCGUGAUCACCUAAAGGCGCCCUAUCGAUCGGAACCGGGCCACCCAAAACAUCACUUGCCUUUACAACAGCAUCUAGCCUUCAGGUUUUCGGCGGAGCAAAGCUUCCAACAUCAGCAACAGCAACAAACCAUCGGUGGUAGAUUCCCACAGCCCGCAGUCCAGAACGUGCAUCAACACCAUCUCGUCCAGCAGCAGCUGCAGCAGCAGCAACAACAGCAGCACCACAAUCAUCAACAGCAGCAACAACAACAGCAGCAUCAGCAGCAGCAGCAAAACCCACUUCAGUUACAACAACAGCAGCAACAGCAACAGCAACAGCAACAGCAACACCAUCAACACCCACAUCACCCGCAUCCCCCACUCCAUCCCCUCCAACCGCAACAGCACUUUCUUAAUCCCGAGGUUCCUCCGUUCCAGUACUUCAACAAGAUGCCACAACAAACGAAUGUGAACAUGCGUGCUAACUUGCACCUCAAUAUACAAGCGGAAAACACAAACCGUAAUAACGCUAACGUUGAUAGGUACGAGGAAAAUGCGAUACCGUUGAUAUCGUUCAACAGUUCCAGACUCGCUGAAGAUCCGACUGUAAAAGAUACGCCAGCAGAAGAUCCUGGAAUGAAAACUGAUACUCCAUCAAAUGAUAGUGUUCGGAUCAAACGCAUGUCUGUGAGUGCAGAGUGUAUACCGAGCCUCGUGAACGGCGACUGUAAUAGGGAGAGCUCCAAAGACAAACACAGGGUCUCCAAGUUCCGGUCACGGCGUUCAAAUCUUGUGCGAAUUUACCCUUCUUAA